Molecule: messenger RNA, 3366 nt
Organism: Lingula anatina
Lineage: Eukaryota; Metazoa; Brachiopoda; Lingulata; Lingulida; Lingulidae
Product: tripartite motif-containing protein 2-like
Biological process (GO): protein polyubiquitination; proteasome-mediated ubiquitin-dependent protein catabolic process
Molecular function (GO): ubiquitin protein ligase activity; zinc ion binding
Source: RefSeq, a predicted model, not a curated record
CAUAUGAAUAAAAAUCCAAUGAUUUUUGCCCUGGGCUUUAUACGAGUAGAGGGAAGAGAGGGAAAUAGAGAAGGCGGCGGGGAACCGACUGGAAAGUAGUAUAGGAAAAGUAAGAGACCAAUUCCAGAGACUAUUGUACUAACUUUGGAUCGAUGUAUACACAAGGGGAUUCUCACUAAAUUAUUGUCAACUUAAGCGGUCUAAAUGUCUGUCAUGGCUACUAAAGCUGUUAGGGGGUAAUUACCUACCGGAGCAAAGUUAAUUCCCACUAGCUGAUUCGGUAGGCGUGGCAGACAUAUGAACUUCUUCAGUUGAUAGCAAUUUAGCGUGAAUCCUGUUGGAUCGAGCUAGGCAUAGGAACCCAGUCUAAAAGAACAUGAAGGUAUUUUGUUUACUACCCUGGUAAACGGGGAAGGAGGAAAAGGACGCAUAUUUCAGGGAUUCCAUUUAAAACAUUUGUCAGAAAAAAAGGACAUAACAGAAGCCUAGUUAAAGGGUAUGAUGAGUAAGUUUUUUUUUCCUUUGAUCAGCUGCAAAACCAGGAAGUAAACAGGGAAUGGAGAAUUAAAAAGACUGUCAGACAUGGCAGACGCACUAGCAGCAGCAUUCACAGAUAAUCUCAUAACAUGUAGCGUCUGGCUGGGAGAGUAUGAGGACCCCAUUGUCCUGCCUUGCUACCAUACAUUUUGCUUUAACUAUAUGGCUGACCAAGCCAAGAAAUUACUGAUUCGAGACAGGAGAUUUCAAUGCCUCUUUUCUAAAGACAAAAUAGAUUUUACAAAGUAGGGACUUAAAAAUCUAGAAACAGACAUGGCAGAAGCACUAGCAACAGCUUUCACAGAUAAUCUCUUGACGUGUAGCAUCUGUCUGGGAGAGUACGAGGACCCCCGUGUCCUGCCUUGCUACCAUACAUUUUGUUUCGGUUGUAUAUCUGGCUAUGCCUCGAAAACUAUAUCUCGGGAAUGGACAUUUUACUGCCCUCUUUGUAAAGAACGGAUACAAUUGCCAAGAGAAGGACUCGUGAGAUUAAGAAAAGAUUUCCGUGUUCACAAAACGAAAGAGAUUCUGAGUCAGAGACAGCAGCAUGAGGUCUCAACUACAAUCAGAGAAACAAAUGUUACUAGUGUGACACAAGCCAUUGCACAGGGGGCAAUCUGUUGUGAGAAACAUCCUAAUAAUGAAUCAAAAUAUUACUGUGAAGAUGACGAUACUGUAAUAUGCUGUGAAUGUAUAUUAACAGAACAUAGUGGGCAUCGUAUUUCAUCGAUUGAGCAAACUGCAAAAUGCAAUAGAGAUAAAAUUAAAUUUGCUCUUGUGAAAGCCAGGAAAAGAUUCAACUAUAUAGAAGAGGCAGUUAUAAAGGGACAGACAGUUGUUAUGGGAACAGUCAAUGAAUCAAGCGACUCUCAAAUCAGGGCAGCCACUAUCGAAUGCAUCAAAAAAGAAGUUCAGAGCAUGUGCAAAUUAAUUUAUCAAAGGGAAGAGACACUGAUAUCAGAGGUGAAUUCUGCUUACGAUGAAAGAAAGAAGCAGAAUGAGGCAAACAAGUACAUCCUUGAUCUCCACCAUGCCUCCCUGCAAAGUGCCUGUGACUUUGCCCAGGAACUUAUCAUUAAUGGCACAGACUUAAAUAUCAUAGUCCAUGCAAAAUCUCUGACAGAGAGAUUGGCAGCAAUGAAUAAAACACUUUUCUCAUCUCUAAACACGCCUGCAUUGAUAUUAUACAGCCCAGGUAAAAUAUCUACUGCUGAUCUAAAAACCAUGUUAGGACAGGUGACAGUACAGUCACAACUUACAUUAGGUCCAGCUCCUGUUUUCUUAAAUAAGGCAGAAUGUGUGCAUUCCUUCAGUUCUAAGCUGAAACAUGAUAAAGCAAUGUGCAUAUCUGGGUUGGCCAUAGAUGAGCAACACGUGUUUGUAGUGGAUAAAGGAAAUGGCACCACAAAAAUAUUCACACAUGCUGGAAAGUUUAAAUUUGAAAUUAGACAAAACAAUCCAUUUGAUGUGGCAGUGUCACAGACUGGUCACCUGUAUAUAACAUCACAGGGUGACAAAUGUGUCCAAGUGUACUCCACCAGAGGUCAGCAGCUGACAACCAUGGGCCAGAGCCACCUCAAGGAUCCACGGGGUAUUACACUGAACGGACAAGGUCAUGUGAUGGUUUGUGAUAGAGGGGAGAAAGUCAUCUUCACAUUUUAUGCAGACAGUGGACAGCUCCUGAACACUAUUCCACUCAGUAUGUGUGUGUGCCCACAGUACAUCACAGUGAAUAGUGUAAAUGAUAACAUUGUAAUAUCAGAUAUUCUGAGUAAAUGUGUGCAUGUGCUGUCAUCUACAGGUACUGGUGAUCAUCUGUACCAGUAUGGCACAGAAGGCAGUGGUGAUGGUCUGCUGAGGUCAGUAGAUACAGUGUGCACAGACAGCUACGGACACAUCUUCAUUAGUGACUUUCUUAACCACAAGGUAGUGGCACUGAGUCCACAGGGACAGUUCAUCAGAUGCAUUGCCACUAAGGAUGAUGGGAUGGAGCAUCCCAUAGCAUUAGCCAUCAACCCUGCUGGCCAGCUGGUGGUGGCAGAAAGAUAUGGCAAAGUUAAGACAUUCCAGUACUUACAGUAACCACGAUCACAUUAAAUAACGCGGCCGUCCAAUCUUACGUACCUUAUAGUCUCAUUACCUUUAAUUCAGUAUUGUCCCACUUGACAAAGAUUUCAUUGACAGAGAUUUAAAGGAAAGCAGUCGGGCUUUGUGCUCUUUUAAUCAUCAACAAUCCCCUUCUUAUAGUCUUAGUGUCUCAAAAUCAUGUAACUUCUUUAAAAAUACAGCCAACCACCUGCUGGUUAAAUGUGAUACUACUACUAUCAUUAUUAUUAUUAUUAUUAUUAUUAUUAUCGUGCAUUUUCACAUUCGAAAAGUUUUAUUGUAAGUUGUCACAAAUAUAGUCUUGGUCUUUUGAACUUGGUAUUCAACAGAGUGAUACUGUGUUCUCAUUCUUGCGGUUGCUUAACUUACUUUACACGAGGAAGCAUACGCGAUUUAUGCCUUCCCAGAAGAAAUAGUCUCUAGGUCCCAUGAAUAUUGAUUACCGCCUCAUAUUUCUUUGUCAUCAGAGACGAGUGUAUAUUCAGUUAAAAGUAGCGACGGUCAUUUUUUUCCUAGGAUAUAGCUAAAAUGUACUCACAAUUUUGUUAAAUUAGAAAUAAUCUAAUUUUUACAAGCUUCGAUCAUAAUUCUAUUACAUUUUUCUGCCAUUUACAAACCCCCCUAUCAUUGAAAACAUUACAAGAGGAUAUUGUGCUAGACCCAGUGUUGAGUUUCAACUGGCCUGUAAGAAAUUGCUAGAUAUCUUUCCAGUUAUCAGGCACU